GUGAAGGCCAAGGGGAAGCGCCAACGCAGCUCACACGGAUCCUCGUGUUGAGUCUGCAAACAGAUAAUACUAUUCGUGCCUUCAAUUGUCUUCCAACGAAAGCCAGAACACCGCCAUUCAUGCGUCCAAGGGCAGAACGAAGGCAGCAAGCGAAACAAGCAACCCUCGUCGUAAAACACAACAAACAGAGCAACGGCCUCGACCUUCGUUCCUAGAUGAACUCCCAAAAGGCAUCACGAAUGCCUCUCCUGCCUGACAACGAGGCUGGCAUGUCUCCCUCCAAACCCUCGACUGCUUGGACGAUGAGGAAGAUGCUGAGCUAUCUGGCAGUCCUUCUGGGCUUGUCCUGGGGCGCAUACUACCUCUGGACACCCCAAACAAUCUCGCAAGAAAAAUGGGCAUCCGAAGCAACAAAUCCCCCAGAAGAAGAGCUGGACGUCUACGGAUCCAACGCACACCCAACCUUCAAAGGCAUGAUCAAACUAAUGGACCUCCCCGAAGAAUACGUGCCCCAGACCGGCAAACAUCGCAAAUCCGGACGUCUGGUGGUUGUAGGAGAUGUACACGGGAUGAAGGAUUCCCUGGUUGAAUUGCUCGAGAAAAUGGAUUUCAACGAGAAACACGACCAUCUGAUCCUUGCGGGCGACAUGAUUUCGAAAGGUCCUGAUUCUCCAGGCGUCGUUGAUUUGGCGAUGAAGCUCGGCGCAACCUGUGUCCGCGGGAACCACGAAGAUAGAAUCCUACUCGCAUAUGCGGACAUGGAGGCUGAACAUCUGCGAGUCGGUACACCUGGGCCGCGGGAGUCGUUGGACGAACAGGAGGAUCUGUUGGAGGAGGAGAGCUUCAGUCAUGGGAAUUAUAAGGAUCGGAAGUUGGUGAAGCAGCUUGGGAAGAAGAGGAUAAAGUGGCUACAACAGUGUCCUGUCAUUCUGAGGGUGGGGAAGCUGGGAGAUAUGGGCGAGGUGGUGGUGGUUCAUGCGGGACUUACGCCUGGCGUGAAGCUACAGAGGCAGGAUCCCGUGGUGGUCAUGAAUGUGCGGACCGUUAAGAAUGGCGUGCCUAGUGAUAGGAGGAACGGGACUCCAUGGGCGAAGGUUGGUUCACCCCAGAUUCUGUCCGAAUCUACAUAUGCUAAUUGUAACCCUAGCUUUGGAAUAAACACCAAAAAACCCUCCCCAAGAAAGAUCGCUCGACAGUCAUCUACGGCCACGACGCCAAACGAGGACUUCGGGUGAAGAAAUACAGUAUGGGCAUAGACACAGGCUGUCUAAAAGGCGGAAAGCUUACCGCCGUCGUAAUCGAAGGCGGUCAAUCGGAUCACAAGCACAAACUUUACCAUGUGGGCUGUAAAGAUGGCAGACAGAAGUAGAGAGCUACAGUACAAGAUAGAGGAUACGACAAGAUGAUAUUGCAUUCGCAUCCAGAUUAGCAUGUUUGGACAACAUAGAAAGAUACCAUGGGCCGCGGAGUUUUUUAUUCUAUUUUGUGUUUUGGGUAGAGAGGUUACAUUUUGUCUGAUUAGAUACUGUGGAUGGUACGUGGAAGUUGAGGAGUUUUAACUAGAGAUGUAAGAUUAACAUAAUUAAUAUAGAAUUAUCGAGUACAGUAAGUUGCGAAUUAAGCUUAAAUGGUUUGGUUUAGUUUGGUUCCU
Molecule: messenger RNA, 1651 nt
Organism: Hymenoscyphus albidus
Lineage: Eukaryota; Fungi; Ascomycota; Leotiomycetes; Helotiales; Helotiaceae
Source: the annotation of a GenBank genome assembly